This is a messenger RNA of Vitrella brassicaformis, 1639 nucleotides long. NCBI's taxonomy places the organism in Eukaryota, Vitrellaceae. The record is from the annotation of a GenBank genome assembly.
CUCACCAAUACACACAUUGGACAAAUGAAGACAUACAUCGACUCAGUCGGACUCACUUGUCCGUCCCACCAACCAACACAUGAUCAUCGAGUGUCCACACCCCUACAUCACCACAGCCGCACACCACACAGCACACACACGUCCAAGGCAGGCAACAUACAACGGAUUGCGCUACAUGGAUCGAUCAACCCGAUAUCACGUACGCACACAAAGGUAUACAAAUAGGGAUAAUAUGCACACAGAAGGACUUCCUUGUGGUCGAUCUCGAAAAACCACUGGCUGUCUCGAUUGCUUUCGUCCACGUGCGACAAAACGGCAAGAAAGAUCGCACAUCCAUCGGCAUGCAUCUCACAGGUCUCAUACGCCUCUCCACACACACAUACACACAUAUACAUACACUACAAUGCGUCGACUACGGUAAAAAGCACCGACACACUUGCAUGGCCUAGGGUCAAGACAGGUCAGCCAAGCGCACCGCAGCUCGCUCAGAGGUCCUGACGGGCUUUCGUGGGCUUGGCCUUAUAUGACCGGAUGAGGCGCUCCACGCUUGUGUGGCCCUGAGAAACCAAGGGCCCGACACAUGCGCCCAUAUGUGCACGCGUGUCUCUGCCUUGUUCCUCACCCAAACGGCAGCUAACUGGGCUGCUGUGAGAGGUGACGUGGGUGGCGUGGAAACGAUCGUGGGGUCGGCCCCCGCCUGCAGCAAUAUCGACGCGAUGUUGUAGUUGCCCCUGAAUGACCAAGCAUUCAUCUGUCCCAAGUGAAUCCCUCUCUGCGCUGUCUGUCUGUCUGUCUGUCCGUCAACCGCGCCAUGUGAGUGUAAAUGUGAGUGUGUAUGCGCACACCUGAAGGCCGCGCCGUGUAGAGCGGUCUGGCCCCCGUGAUUCUUGUUGUCCACGUCGGCGCCGUUGGCAAGGGCAAAACGGAUGAUGCGCUCGUAGCGAGGCAUGCACUCGGCCACAUCAGGAGGGUCAGCACCGGCUUUAGCACUCAGGCCCGGCCUGUACACGCACGCGCAGUCGGCAGCAAUGGCGAGAGAGGCCUCCCCGGUAUCUUCGGUGAGGGCGUUGAUGUCCGCCCCGCUCUCGACGAGAAGCUCGAAGCACGUAGGGCGGCCCUGAGAGAGACAGCAGCCAAGUGAUAGAGGGCCUCCCCUGUCUGCCUCUGUGUGUUUCCCUCUCUCAUUGGUCGGUGACUCACGUGUUCUGCCGCCUGGUGAAGAGGAGUGGUUUUUCCGCAUUGGGAUUUCCUCGCCGAUACGUCCGCUCCUGACCACGAUAUGCGCACACAUGUGGCGCAAUGGUGAGUGCCGAUAAUGGUGUCAUCCUCCCUUCUCUCCCUGACGUGCACACCAUUAUCAACGAGUAGCCGCACCACCUCCACGUUAUCGCCGAACUCGACAGCCUCGUGAAGAGGUGUCAUGCCAUCUCCCGUCCGUGUGUGCACAUCCGCCCCGCCAUCCUCAAUCAGCAUCUUGACCACACCAGCGUUGCCGGCAGCAGCCGCGAAGUGCAGAGCCGUCCUGUGCCAGUCACCGCCCUUCUACUCGAUGUCUGUGGUGAGGGGCAGCAGCACCUUGGCCACGUCAGUGGCGUUGUUCUUGGCACAGGCGGCAUACAUCAGCGGCGUCAUGUCGUGG